This is a messenger RNA of Aspergillus homomorphus CBS 101889, 1716 nucleotides long. Its product is annotated as F-box protein. Gene Ontology annotation, molecular function: protein binding. The record is from RefSeq and is a predicted model, not a curated record. Lineage: Eukaryota; Fungi; Ascomycota; Eurotiomycetes; Eurotiales; Aspergillaceae. The transcript has 2 exons. Bases 114 to 1496 code for a protein of 460 amino acids.
CGUUUUUGUCUAGAUAUCUUCUUCCACCCAACGCCCUCUACUAGCUGUCAUUCUUGCGGUUCACAACGAUCCCCGCUCCCGAUUAUAGAGUCUUCUACGCCCGAGCCGCUGCGAUGGCCGCUGCGUCAACGAGUUGGUAUUCGAGGCAGACUACCUUGGGCGAACCACGACAAUCUUCAACCGGGCAGAAGAACGGUCUACAGCCGCUGGUAGCCGACCUUGACGCAGAAACCGAUAACAUCAUGGAAAGCCCUUUGUUGAAGCUCCCUCCCGAACUGGUUCAACAAAUCUUGUCUUAUCUCUCAGCCCAAGAGCUUGCCCGUGUAGCCGUCACAUGUCGUUCUUUCGCUGACCACGUCGACAACGAGUUGUUGUGGUUGAACCUGAUCAACUCUUAUUUGCCCGAGCCCAUCCAUGAUCCUGGCCUUUUCGACUCCUUUCGUAGCCUUUACAUUGCCCAUCAUCCAUGCUGGUUCAUUCCUAAGCAUAAAAUUUGGUUUUCCGACACAGAGCAUACAGGGAAUCUGAUUCUGGCGCGGUAUGAUCACCGGCGAGGAGUCAUCGAGGCAUAUCGGGUAAUUGCAGAGCGGCGCUCUCACCAGUUUCAGAUAUGGGACUGGAACCCCGAUGUUAUUAUCCAGAGCUUCGACCCGAAGGUCAUUCUGUGGUUGGAUGACCCCGUUCUCUUGUUAAAAAACCACCGCGAGGGGCGGCCACGCUAUUUGCAUGGAGAGAUCCGCAUGCCUAUGCCGCUUGAGAUACAGCAUGUCUUCAAUGCAUUUUCACUCUGCUCAAAAUAUCUGCCCCCCAACCUCGAUGCCAGCAAGCAAUGGCCACCGCCAAUCAUCCCGAGCACUCAUCGAGUCUAUCGGGAUGUCGAACUACAAUUACCCGACUGGGAGCGCAAUCCCCGACAGUUGGAAGAGGUGUCAGAGUAUGGAUUCCGAAUCCGAAGAUGGGCGCACUUCCGCUUGGGAAUGCCCAUAUUCACGGCUGGUCGAAAUGAAACCCUCUCAACCUUUGCGACACUCGACCCUGAAGUGUACACCCCAACCCAGCGCAAGCCAUAUCAAGGCAUUUGGGUGGGCGAUUAUUCGGCGCACGGGUGCGAAUUUUUGCUCAUUCUGCAACGCGACCGUUGCGAUGGACCUGUCUCUGUGGCCGAGCCCAUUGAUGGCGAAGAAGUAACGCUAAAGGGCAGCCUAGAGGCAAUCAAGUUGACAGGAGACCCCAAUGUACCACGAGGAGAAAUCUCCUUUGCAGCAGAUGACCUCGGCCCUGACGGCCUGGUCCGUAUUGCUGAUGAAGGCCUUUUCCAGGGCGCCAGGAUUGUGCGCAGCCGAGGCCAUGUGGCAGGCCUUGGCUUCCGUGAUGAUACCUUCAUUUCGUCACAGCUGAUCUUACUCUCAACGGAUUGUGUGGCUCACUAUUGGGAAACCAUGGGUCACAUCUCUUAUUAUCGUCGACUUGAUGUUGACACUUUGCUUCAAACGUGAGGCAGAGACUUGACGAAAUGUUACGUGUGAACGGUUCAUGUCAUUUACCUACUUCGCUCAAAUCUUCGUGAUCAAUGGAUCUCCGGAAAUUCAUUUCUGUGGUGCUGUACGCUCAGAACAAUAUCGGCUUUUCCAACGACAUGAGCCCGAGCUGGGCCGCUCGACCAAGUAAUCAACCUUUCGCUGACAGGAACCCACUAUCUUCCGAGGGGACAACUCA